This is a messenger RNA of Nicotiana tabacum (common tobacco), 2517 nucleotides long. RefSeq lists its product as uncharacterized. The record is from RefSeq and is a predicted model, not a curated record. NCBI's taxonomy places the organism in Eukaryota, Viridiplantae, Streptophyta, Magnoliopsida, Solanales, Solanaceae.
UUUAAAAGCAAAGGAGAAACAGAGCUAAAAAAAGGGGAAUUACAGAUGAAGAGUAGAUAGAUAUGAAUAUGAUGAAGUGGUUGAAGCUUGGCGCUAUAUAUAUAUACUGCUUUAUAAAGACACGCCUAUACAUAUAAAGAGGUCUGUAUCUAUAGGAUAAUUAGAGUGUAUAAACUUACAAAUAAAUGUAAUUAUUAUUAAUUUGUCAUUUGUUCUUCUGGAUGAUAAGUACACAAUGGAAACGCAAAGUGGGGUCCUCGUCUUUGUCCCCUCUCCGACGUGGCACUUACGGGGGGUUGCGUACGCCGUUUGUGUGGCUCCGUUUUCUUUCUUUGGAUUUGUUCUAUUUCUCUCUGUAAGUGGCGUUUAGAUUCAUUUUGAUUUAAGCUUUUGGGAAAUCGGUUUUUGAAAACUAAUAUUACAGAAAGUUGUAUGUGUUGGAAUAAUUUUUGGAAAAGUUUUUCGAGGAGUUCACGUAAAAAGAAUUUCUGAAACAAUGACAUGAAGCUAGAAUAUAGAGCAUAUGUCAAUCUUAAUAGCAUGUUAAAUUGGUUGAUCAUUUCAUUAGUAUUAGAUGUGCAUAUUAUUAUUUACCUAAUUUUAUCUUUAACGUGUUUGUUAGUCGUUGUGAACAUUUAUCUUUAGAUUGUUUCACCUUUGUAAUAAAUUAUUUUAAUUGAUUUUCCAAAGGAAAAAUAUUUUUUAAAAUCCAAAUAAUUUUAUUUUUUUUUGAGAAUUUUAUAUAACUUCUCAAAAGGUAAAAGGCUUGUUUUUUUCUUUUACUGGUUGCCUUAGUAAAGUAAUCUUUGAAGAGAAAGCUAUGGCACAACUGCUCACCUAUAAGUUGUGGGUUUGAAGAGUGAAACAAAUGGAAAACAUCGUAUUAUGUACGCCCUUUUUCCACCGUUUGAGCAUUAGCAAGUGCAAAUUAUGUGAGGAAAUGCCCUUUUCUAAACUAAAGGUUCUUUAAGUGUAAAACCUAACCGAACUCAUAAAUAAAAUCGGUCAUUAGAAUAAAACACUUAUGAUAAACACUGAACUAUUUGUAUAAGAAUAAGAUCAACAACUGAGUCUUAAAGAGUUCAAAGUGUUUAAGGACUAAAUAAUUUUUGGGCAAAAGAGAAAAAAGCCAUUUUUCCUUUUGCUACUUCCUCCUUUGCUGACUCCUUUGCUGACUCGGGAAGAUAAUUGAUAAGUUGGUGUGUCAGCUUAAAUGAUAUAGUUGAUGAAAUAGUGGAUCAAAAAAGAUGAAAAGAGAUGGAAUUUGGAGCAUAAGAUUGAAAAGUGAAGAACAAUGUCUUCACGGAGGUUAAUUGUGGAGCCAAAACUAGGGGUGCAAAAGUGCAUGAAAAAUGUUCUAAGUCGGAAAAAUUUGGAGCAAAGUCUUCCCAACUCCACAAUCUUGAUCGCCUCCACGAACUACUCCACGAUCUUAAAGGGCAUCUGAAGCAAAGAAUUGUGCACGAUCUUAAAGUCCCAUGCCAACCUGAGGACAGAUGGGUUCAAGGGACGAGAAAUACAGAAUUAUCUACAGCAGAACCGGCUAAAAAGACCGAGACAAACUCCAUUGCAGUAGUUGAGGCACCAGCUAUUUCUGAGGCUAGCCAAUCUGAAGAGCUAGCCUCCGUUAUACCUCCUACCAGUAUUCCAGUUAUAGGAACAUGGCUCUUCUUCCACAGCUGAGGGGCCUGUGAUCACCUCUUCAGGUACCACUGUCUUGCCUUUCAGGAACGUCAAAUUAAUCUGUGCCUGCUGUUCAGAAGACAAUGUAUGGCAAGCUCACCAAAAUAGAGGAAAGAUUGAGAGAACUAUGCAUGGCAAAAGUCAAUCUUUACAUCCACAGAACCAAUGAUGAAAAUACUAGAGCAAUUAUUGAAAACUCAAGCUGAGCAAGUAGAAAGAGAGAAAGCAAGGGAUGAGAACGAAAGAGAAAGAGAUAAAAAAAAAAACUAGCUAAAAUUGAAGAGACUAUUGCUAGUAUGGAGAAGAGGAUACAAAAGCUUGAGAAGUCAACAGAGUCUGAGGAUGUGAAAGAUAAGCUUACACAGUUGUCUACUGAUGUGAGGAUACUUAGGAAGGCAUGGGGUAAUUCAACAGAGGAAGGUGAAGAGUUGGAAGAUGAAGAUGAGUCAGAGAAAGAUCAAGAACAGGAUGACCCAGCUGAAGAAGUCCCUGAUGAUCAUAAGAGAGCAAGUGCAAUUGCAAUAUACAUGCACACAAUGGGACAAUCAAUUUCAGAAACGGAUAGAGACUUUCCAGAUAUACAUGAGCCAUCUGAGAUUGAGAUUGCUCCUCCACUUCAGAUCACCACAGAGAAUUUGACACAACAUCUACGGGUUGAGGACGAUAUCUUGGAGUCAGUAUCCGGGGCGUAUCAACCAAAUUAGUGGCUUCAACCAAACAUUAUUAAGAGGCCUUAAGCUUUUUUAAAGAAAAAAAAAAAUGAUGGUCACAUAUGUACUUUUCUUUAAGGUAAAUUUUUUAGUUUUAGGAUGCAAAGUUGUUAAUAAGUUUUUA